Molecule: messenger RNA, 1151 nt
Organism: Paralichthys olivaceus (Japanese flounder)
Lineage: Eukaryota; Metazoa; Chordata; Actinopteri; Pleuronectiformes; Paralichthyidae
Source: RefSeq, a predicted model, not a curated record
AGCUCAAACAGCUCAGUGUUUGUUCAGUCUGUCAAUGAGUAAACCUGCUGCAGGAACACCUCCCCACACACACACACACACACACACACACACACACACACACGGUGUCGGAGCUGUCACAGGGAUCAUGGCGGCAGUCGGAGCCGGGGUCAGCGGGGUCAUCGGGUCGUGGUUCCUGCCAUCAGGAGUCGUCGGGUCCCUCCUCCUCCUGCUCCUCCUCUCCAUCCUGCUCACGGCUCUGUGCAGCGAGUGCAGCAGACGUUCGUUUGAGCUUCAAGAAUCAGAGAGGGACACAAAUCAUUCAACUCUCAUCAGUGUGGUGAAACUUGAGGAACCUGUGAUGGAGAGAGUCAACCCUGUGAUCAGCGAUAUUCAAAACGACGAAAAAGAUUUUUCUUUUGAAGGAGACUCGCUCUCGUUCACCUCCUGGAGGAGCCACCUGGAGGCGCCACCCAACAACCAAGAUGUUCAGACCAAUGGCUGUGCAGCAGUGAUGGAAGCGUCUCCUGCUGGUCAGUCCAGGGCUGUGGAGGAAAACUCAGUCCAGUUCACGGCGUGGAGGAGCCACCUGAGGGCGCCAGAGCAACAAGAUGUGAGCUCUGCCGAUUCACACUCAGACCACAUCUACCAUUCCAUCGGAGGAGGGCGGGCGGACGCCAACACGGUGACACCACCGAGGACCAAUCCUGACCAGGACGGAGGCGGAGACGACACAACGCGCCCCCCCGAUGCACCGACGGUGGAUUUUAGUGACAGAAAUUCAGUUUAUGCUCAAGUCAGCAAGAAGGUGAGACAGGCCCCGCCCCCUGCCCACACACCUGAGGUGGGACAGGUGAGGGAGACAGAGGAAGGGGAGGAGCCUUUACCUCCGCUGCCUGACAGAGAGACGGAGAAGGAGGGAUGAUGGAGUGAUGGAGUAAGAGGACAGAAAAAUGAAAGACCAGAAAGAUAAAACAUCAGAGACAAAGGAUAUCAGAAUAAAUGAUGGACGGAUAAGACUUGAAAACACAGACAGACAAAUUACAGAAGGUGAACAAAGAAGGAUAAAUAAAGACAAAGGACGAGGAGGAACCAUGAGAGAUGAAAGACGAGGAGAAGGGAUAAAAUACAAAGGAGGAGAAGAGACAAAUGAAGGACAUGAAUGGAGGAAA